This is a messenger RNA of Pelagomonas calceolata, 1042 nucleotides long. NCBI's taxonomy places the organism in Eukaryota, Pelagophyceae, Pelagomonadales, Pelagomonadaceae. The record is from the annotation of a GenBank genome assembly.
UGCCCGGCGCCGGGCGCGGGCGGCAGUCGGUGCCUGUGUCGUACUGCGCCCAUCGCACGGCAGCGACACCGUCGAAUCGAGAGUCCGUGCGCUGCCCGACGCCACGGCCGCGACACGACACGACGCUGGUAGGCUGCCCAGAGGGUGCUGUCAAGACAGGGGCGGGACUUGUAAGACCUACCUUAUUAGGUGCUGAGACCACCGCCCAUGGCCCCCCUGGCCGAGAUGACUGCCAAUGGCCAGGACGAGGCGCUGCUCAACGACGGCCCCUCGCUCCAAGACGCGUUCAAGCAGUUCCGCAACCGCAAACGCCAGCAGCAGCGCCAGGUGCCGACGAAGGAAUUGCGGCGCCGGGCGGCAGAACGGCGCGCGGCGGACCCGGCCGGCGACAAGGCAAGAUUACGGUCCAAGUUCAUCGCGAAAUGCCUGGAGAGCGUAGGCGUCCCCUACGCCGAGCGCUACCACAAGCCGGGCGACGCGCUGUACGGCCUCAAGGAGUAUUUGGAUUGUUGUGCUCUCUUCCGGAAGGCGCUGCGGCAAUUGCGGCCGGACUUCGGGUUCGAUAUCGGGCCCUGGAACCAGGCCUACCUCUUCGCGACGCUGCCGCGGAAGCUUGAAUUGAGUGAGGUGCGGCCGGGGGACCUCCUCUUCGUCGAAGGGACGUACUUCAAGGGCCGGAAGAAACAACAAAAAGGGAACAUCGUCCACGUCGAGAUGUUUCUGGGCGCGGAGCUGGGCUCGGGCCCGGAGUCGACGCUCGCGUCGAGGGACCACUGGGGCUGCGUCUCGGUCCAGGACUCGUUCAAGUACGUGAGCCCCUGGUACGAGAUCACGGCCUUACAUUGGAGGAGCCUGGACGACUGGCUGGAAGGGCGGUGCGACCCCGUCGCGCUGCCCGACUGUUUCCAGGGCCACGACCCGUACGGCGAGAAGGCCCAGCGCGUCGGGAAGAAGUCGGUCUUCGACGACGAGGGCGCGGACGACGUUGACGACGAGGCCAUCGCCGCCGCCGCCGCGAAACUCAAGGUCUAAGACUUAGAAC